Messenger RNA from Sphaeroforma arctica JP610, 1317 nucleotides. RefSeq lists its product as hypothetical. The transcript has a single exon. The record is from RefSeq and is a predicted model, not a curated record. The coding region runs from base 235 to 933 and encodes 232 amino acids. Lineage: Eukaryota; Ichthyosporea; Ichthyophonida.
ACAGAAUGAAGAAAAAAAAUUGUCUGUUUCGUGACGAGCUAGUGAUUGUCAAUCAAUAUCAUAAACACACAACGACAUAUGUGUCAAUUCAUCGAUGCAAGUUUCGACACCAGGAUAAAGUGCGUGCCGUUCCCGAAGUUGUCUUUAAAUGUCUCUUGCGUACUAUAAAAUGGCGACGCGUGACUUAAGAUUCCAUCAUUCCUCCAACGGUCACAAAAACAUAGCUCAAGAAUCAUGAUAGCACGUUUCCUAGCCUUGGCAGCUUUUGCGGCUUCGAGCUUUGCCGGUCACCAAAUUGGGGGUCACUGGUCCGGAACUAAAAUAUGCGAAGUAAUUGUCCAGUCCGAUAACAUCACACAGACUCUUCAGAAUUACACUAUCGAGGUCGAUAUCGAACAAAACCCUCUUGAUCUCAGUAAGUUCACCUUCAGUACCACACACAAUGAGUCGAACACUUUAAUAUAUGCCGGUACUAUAUCAAAUCCUGCACUGGCUUUCAGUCUUUGCAACCGCGAGAUGGGCGAUUUCGAGAGUGGGCUGUUCUUCAACUAUGUCAUCGCAAACACCUCUGUUUUAGUUGGCACUAGUACUGCUUACCAUCCAGAAUUAUUUAGUCCAGGAUCUACCUUCGCUGCCGCCCGUUGCUAUUGGGAGAUCGAAUACGUCAUGAUCUCGACAGCUCAAGCCGUUCCGUCCUGCUCUGAUGUAUCAAAUGUCACCCUCAAUGAACCAGGAACACUCAAUGACACCUUCAACGGCCCAGGUGCAGGCAACGACACCUUCAUCGGCCCAGGUGCCAAUAACGAUACCUUCACUGGUCCAGGCAUCGUUUUAAAUGACACCUUCAAUGAUCCAGACGCAUCUAACGGCUCCCUCAAUGCACCAGACAACGACAACACGGCUACCCCACCUACCACCGGCGCAACUCCAUAAUAUCAUUGGAGGACAAGUGUGAGCCCUCCCUCUGUAUGUUGGCGCUGUACAUGAAGAUAUUUUCGUAUUUAAACACACUGCGCAAGAGAUUGGACUGCUGACAGAGUGCUGCUCACAAUAGCGGCGUCUGUACUAUUUGAAGCAAAGCGCUACCUGACUUAAAAUAUCUUGCCGAAAAAAGUAACAUACCUCAGAUGCCACUGGCGCAGCUCGAGAUACCCUGGACGAUAUUAUUGGAGGACAAAUGUGAGCCCCCUCUCUAUAUGCUGGCGCUAUACAUGAUGAAUUGAUAAAUAUAUGUAAUAAUAAACACAUGGCGCAAGAGAUUAGACCGCUGACAGGGUGUUGCUCACGAUAGCGGCGUCUGUAUAAAUUGAAGCAAAG